UCCAGGUUGUUUCUCCACUCACCUGGCCAAGUCUGCUAUCUCCAAACCCCCGCAUUCCCAAGCCUCCCCAGGCCUGGUAAAUUUAAGUUUGCUCUUGGCCGAAGGAGACAGCAUCCAAUUUCGCCUCUAAAACAUGUUGAAAAUGGAUCCAUCGACAGGCUAAGAUUCGAAUUGACUCGGGUAUAGACGUCAACGUGAGACAUAUACGCAUACAAAUCCUUCCACAGAAAUCUCUUAGUAGCAUGAGUGCAGCGACUGCCACUCCGGUGGAACCAUCCCCCCAACAACUGCGAGCAGUACGUGCAGUUUCUUCUCUUGGAAAUGCUCUGAAAAACCCAUGUGAAGCCAGACUAAUGGUUGUAUUUGCUGCAGUGUCUUGAAUGUCAAGUACGUGGAACAGACGACCCCAGUCAGCUGUUGAGCUAAGCUAACCACCUGCAUGCGAGUAGAAGAGAAAAAGCAAGGUGGGUAUCAAUCUUGGUGGGCAAUCUUAAUACCAUUAUCUGACUCCGUUUCCGAUGGCAGUGCACAGGAGAAGCACCCUGUGCGUACUGUUUUAGAACGCAACGAGAUUGUGUAUAUGGAACUCGUCCGGUGCGAACACCACUCACAAGAAAGUAUGUCAGCUCUUCAUUGUACAGUACAUCUCCUCGUUAAUCUGUUUUGACCAUCCCAUCAGAAAUCUCGAUGCUGCCGAACAAAGGUGCGAAAAGUUGGAGGCUUUAUUGAAGUCCCUCAACCCGGAGCUUGACCUGGAGUCACUAUUGAAAAAUGGUCUACCAUCAGCCUCCCCUCCACCGGUAAACCAACUGAGUCCUAGAAGCCCCCAGCAGAUUGACCAAGCCAGUCCUGGCUCAACUCAGGAGUACGAGUGGCAUGAAGCACCACUUUCGACAGAUCAUGAACAAAUUCAUUCCUUCAAAGAUGGCAUGGCACUCCUUUCUACAGACCCAUCUUCUUCUGGCUAUCUGGGUAUGUUUUCUAGUAUUUGCAUAUGUUCUAAUCCGUUCUAAUUUCUUUCAGGCAGCAGUGCUGGGUCGAGUAUGCUACAAACUAUCUUCUCAUUGUUAUCUUUACGGGAUUCUGGGGAUCCACUAGAAGAUUCGUCAAAUAGAGAAAACCAAAGCAUGGUCCCCAAGAAGUAUUCAGAGUCUGGGGUCCUUCUGUUGGAAGGAGAUUUGACAUCUUCGAUCAUGACAGAAGGAUUAAUUGAUGCAUACUUUUUGCUUUACAAUACCUCAUAUCCAGUCUUGCAUAGUCAACUUUUCAGAGAACAAUACGCCAAUCGAUCACAAAUUCCCAACACGUCAUCUUGGCAGCUAAUACUUUACACGGUUCUGGCGAUUGGCCAUUGGGUUUUGAGUACAGGGGAUGACAACGCGGACUCGCCAUAUUACCUUGCCGCGAGAAGCCGAAUGGAUGCAGGAAUGCUGGAAAGUGGUACUCUUGCCGGCGUUCAGGCAUUUCUGCUGAUGGUAUAACUUUCCGAAAAAUGAAUGUUGUUCCAUCUAAUGCUAAGACGUCCUACAGGGAAACUAUCUCCAAAAAAGAGACAGACCUAAUACCGGUUACAACAUGAUCGGAAUCGCUUACCGAAUGGCUUUGGGCCUCGGCCUCCAUCGUGAAAUUCCAAAUGUCGAGGACGAGGCGAACACCCUGAACCGAGAAAUACGAAGAAGAGUAUGGUGGAUUCUAUACAUGGUGGAUUCUGGAUUCAGUAUUACUAUGGGUCGACCCACAACAGCUUCGGAUGCAUUCAUUGACGCAAAAUGGCCAGAGAAUGUCGAUGAUUCUGUUCGUUGCUCCCACUAUAUUGCCCAGACUUCAGCUGACCAGGUUAGCAUUUGACCUCUGAUGAGCUUUCUCUAUCUUUGUCGCCCCCGGUUGAUUAUCCCACCACUUACUCUGCAAUGAUUGCUCAAGCUCGUCUAUCAGUGAUUGCCAACAAAAUAUACAAUCAGUUUCUUGCUGCGCAUAUUGGAAAUGUAACGAUGAGCGAGGAUCUCGCUCAGCGUUUUGAGGAAGAACUUCGUCAAUGGAAACAAUCGUUGGCUGCUUACUUUUUCACCAAGGAUGCGCCCACUUGGUUCUUGGGUCCUAGAGCAGUCCUCUUGUGGAAAGAGCAGAACCUCCGCAUGAUUCUGUGGAGAGGCGGCCAAAGAUCUUACAAAACUCGGUCGAGAAGCGAAAUUGCUGUGCAAAACUGUCUCCACGUGGCCAUUGAAACCGCCCAAUCGAUAUGUAGCUUCUGCUCUUGUAUCGGGGGUCUUCAUCAUGGACUGAGUUGGUAUGCCAUAUAUUUUCUCUUCCAGGCCGUUCUGGUUUUAGAUGUUGGGCUUUUGCAAGCACCCGAAGAUGCUCUCUCAUCAACUUGGCGGAGCGCUAUUGACGAGGCACGGAAAUGUUUGUCGCAGCUUGGUUCUAUGAAUGCUGCUGCAUUGCGAUGUAUUUCAGUGCUCAGUCGUAUCCACAACCACCACCGUGCCAUUGCAUCAACAAACCACCUUUCCAACGCCGUUUCUGACCCCUCUUUACUCCUCCCUUUUGCCGAUCCGAAUGGUACAACCCAGCAGUCGGAUUCCAUGAUGCAUCAAACUUAUAUCGCAGAUCCUGCACUCCAAUUCUUCCUAGAUGGAACGCCCAUGACAAAUCUAUUAGAAGGUGUCUCUGGUUUUCCAAGCACCCAAGAACAUCAAAAUUUCGAUUAUAUCCCCGGGGAUUUUUACGGCGUGGAAGAACUCGAUCCAACCAUCAAUUGGCAUAGCACGCAAUUCUGAUCUAUAGCUCCUUGCUUCAUUGAUGACUUUUAAUGAUAUGAGCCUAUAUUGGUGUGUUUUAGGAAUUUUUAGUCGUCGAUGAACCAUCAAAGACUCAUAGUGGCACUUGAAACGAAUUUUGGUUACUUAUACCAUCUAAUCAAACACUAUCGCUGCCUUGAUGCAGGUCUUAUUCUUCACAGCUUCCAAAGCUUUUCCGAAGUCUUCUAGCUUGAAUGGGUGCGUCACAAUACCUCGGACAUCAACCUUUCUUGUUUCCAAAUAGUGUACUGCUCUGGGUAGACACCACAUUUCAGAAAAGGAACUAUAUAAUAAGAUUAGCACUGUUGUUGGUUACCUAACUGCAGUUGGAUUUACCCAAUCAUUGUGAUUUCGUCGGAGAAUAUCUUGGCGGGUGCCAGACUGAUCAAAGCUUCCUUUGAAUACACGCCUGAAUUUUGGCACCGAGGUUAGAAUGGCUUUUUUGGGUGGAUGAGAGUUGUGAUAUGGAAUUCGACUCACCAUAGUAUACUAGCUUACCACCUUUGGUAACAUUAUCAAGCCCAAUGGUAAGCAUUGAAUGAGCUCCUGAUGCCUCGACAACCACAUCAAAGCCAUAUGGAUACUUUGCUUUCAGCGCAGCCCAUUGUUUGCUUGGAUCUGUCCGGCUCAACUCGAUGUAUUCAUCUGCACAAUUGAGUUUCUUUGCAAGCUCCAUUUUAGGUCCUAAACAGUCCAAAAUUAGUAAUUGGUCCAUGACUGUUUCAGAAACCUUUUACUGACCUUCGUUAGAUGCCAGAACCAUAUGUGCUCCGCCAUUGGCUUUCAGUAGUUGAGCGAGACACAAACCAGUGGCGCCGGCUCCGAUGAGCAAGAUGCUGGAACCAACUUCAGGACGAAUUCUAUCCAUGCCAUGAACUGCGCAUGAUGCGGCCUCGAAUAACGAGGCUUCCUCCCAUGAUAGAUUCUCGAAAUGGAAAAGCUUUUCGGCUGGGUAUGCGCAAUAUUCAGCAAAUCCACCGUCAACUAUUGAUGAAAGUUUAUUAGCUUUUAUGAUCUUAAUCCCUACACAAACUCUGCACAUGUAUUGGGUAUUCCAGGCAGAAAUUACGAUUGAACCCCGGUAUUGUAUACGUUUUCUCAUUCAGAAAUACGCCGUGGGCAAACAUUGCGAUAAGUACUUACUAUGAACACCAUGCGCCACAAAAUUCUCACAAUACAACAUCUUCCCCUGACGACAAUAAUGGCAAUAUCCACACAACUCCGAAUUAUCCGCGGUAACUUUAUCACCAAGCUUAAACCCCUUAACAUGCUCUCCAAUCUUGACAACAAUACCACUAGUUUCAUGACCUGUCACUACCGCCUUUCCUUGUGUGAGUGCUGAUUCAAAAUCACCGUGUGCAAUGUGCAAAUCCGUUCCGCAGACGCCGCAGGAUUUGACUGACCGGUUGUUAGCUUUGAUCCUG
Messenger RNA from Hymenoscyphus albidus, 4222 nucleotides. NCBI's taxonomy places the organism in Eukaryota, Fungi, Ascomycota, Leotiomycetes, Helotiales, Helotiaceae. The record is from the annotation of a GenBank genome assembly.